AUGAGAGUUGAAACGUGCCACUUUUGCUCUAGGCCUGUCUACCCUAGCAAGGGUAUUCAGUUUAACUUCAAGGCUAAGCGGCAACCGAGACGUGUGAAGUGGACCAAGGCCGGUCGCGCUGCCAAGGGCAAGGAGAUGAUUGUCGACUCGUCGCUGGUGCUGUCCCAGUUCGCCAAGAAGAGAAACGUCCCCGUCAAGUACGACAGAAACCUGGUUGCGGCGACUAUCAAGGCGAUGGAGAGAGUGGAGGAGAUCCGGCAGCGCAGGGAGCGUGUGUUCACGAAGCGUCGUUUGGCAGGCAAGCUUGCGCGGGACCGCAAGCGCGAGGCGGAUCGCAAGGUGGUCAUGGAGGGCGAGCACCUCAUUCGCAAGGAGCUCCGCGAGCGGGAAGAGGGACAGCCCUUGGUGGCCGAGACUGCCAAGGCAAGCAGACUGCACGGAGAGGAGCGUCUCAGACAGAAGAAGAAGACCAGAAUGUUGGUGGAUGGAACUACUCAGGAGGAGAUGGAUGUCGACUAA
Messenger RNA from Aspergillus tubingensis, 519 nucleotides. Its product is annotated as ribosomal eL24 family protein. Gene Ontology annotation, biological process: ribosomal large subunit biogenesis. Lineage: Eukaryota; Fungi; Ascomycota; Eurotiomycetes; Eurotiales; Aspergillaceae. Bases 1 to 519 code for a protein of 172 amino acids. Gene Ontology annotation, cellular component: nucleolus. The transcript is spliced from 3 exons. The record is from RefSeq and is a predicted model, not a curated record.